AUGCAGACACUUAGCACAUUAAAUCUCUGCCACAAUGAAAUCGGAGCUGUUGGAGCACAGCAUCUAGCAAAUGCAUUACGAAAUAAUAAGACACUUAACACAUUAAAUAUUGAGAGCAAUCAAAUCGGAGAUGUCGGUGCACAGCAUCUAGCAGAUACAUUACGAAAUAAUAAGACACUUAUCACAUUAAAUCUUUGGAGCAAUCAAAUCGGAGAUGUUGGAGCACAGCAUCUAGCAGAUGCAUUACGAAAUAAUACAACACUUACUAGCGUAGAUCUCGGCAGCAAUCAAAUUAGAGAUGUUGGAGCACAGCAUCUAGCCGAUGCCUUACAAAAUAAUACGGCACUUACCACAUUAAAUCUUCGCAGCAAUCAUAUCGGACAUGUAGGAGCACAGGAUCUAGCAAAUGUAUUACGAAAUAAUAAAACACUUAGCACAUUAAAUCUCUACCACAAUGAAAUCGGAGCUGUUGGAGCACAGCAUCUAGCAAAUGCAUUACGAAAUAAUAAGAUACUUACGACAUUAGAUGUCGGCGACAAUAAAAUCGGAUAUGCAGGAGUACAGCAUCUAGCAGAUGCAUUACGAAAUAAUACGACACUUAGCACAUUAAAUCUCGACCACGAUGAAAUCACAGAUGUUGGAGUACAGCAUCUAGCAAAUGCAUUACGAAAUAAUAAGACACCUAUCACAUUAAGUCUCGCGUGGAAUAAAAUCGGAGCUGUUGGAGCACAGUAUCUAGCAGAUGAAUUACGAGAUAAUAAGACACUUACCACAUUACAUCUAUCUGGGAAUAGAAUUGGAGAUGUUGGAGCACAGCAUCUAGCCGAUGCCUUACAAAAUAAUACGACACUUAGCACAUUAAAUCUCGACCACGAUGAAAUCACAGAUGUUGGAGUACAGCAUCUAGCAAAUGCAUUACGAAAUAAUAAGACACCUAUCACAUUAAGUCUCGCGUGGAAUAAAAUCGGAGCUGUUGGAGCACAGUAUCUAGCAGAUGAAUUACGAGAUAAUAAGACACUUACCACAUUACAUCUAUCUGGGAAUAGAAUUGGAGAUGUUGGAGCACAGCAUCUAGCCGAUGCCUUACAAAAUAAUACGGUAAUUACCAUUGUCUUUCUCAUCUAUUUUAUAUAUCCAUUUGCACUUUUUCUUGCAGACACUUACCACAUUAGAUCUCGCGUACAAUAA
This is a messenger RNA of Adineta steineri, 1188 nucleotides long. Lineage: Eukaryota; Metazoa; Rotifera; Eurotatoria; Adinetida; Adinetidae. The record is from the annotation of a GenBank genome assembly.